Messenger RNA from Cucurbitaria berberidis CBS 394.84, 1695 nucleotides. RefSeq names its product MFS general substrate transporter. The record is from RefSeq and is a predicted model, not a curated record. NCBI's taxonomy places the organism in Eukaryota, Fungi, Ascomycota, Dothideomycetes, Pleosporales, Cucurbitariaceae. Bases 1 to 1695 code for a protein of 564 amino acids. The transcript has 4 exons. Gene Ontology annotation, molecular function: transmembrane transporter activity. Gene Ontology annotation, cellular component: membrane. Gene Ontology annotation, biological process: transmembrane transport.
AUGUUUGACUCAGGCUGUCCGAGGCCGGGAUGCGGGGAAGCUCAUACCCUCCAAAAUGUUGAAGGAGAAACAGUGACGAUAACAUGGAAAACGUGGUUCGUCAUCUUCAUCCUCAGUUCCACCUUCGGUCUCUCCUUUUGGCCUGUCCCUACCACAGCUGCAAUGAUGAACCGUCUCUCGGUCCAGUUCGGAGCCCCGACAUCCAGAGCAUGGUAUGUGCCUGCGUAUACAACAGCGAACAGCAUUGGAUUUUUGUUGGCGGGCGCAAACUCGGAUCUUUUCGGGCGAAGACUCUUCUUGCUGUUCGGCAAUGCGUGUUGUUGUGUAGGAUUCAUAGUUACGGCUACGAGUAACACCGCAAAUCAUUUUACUGCUGGUCUGGCAGUCACGGGGUUUGGGGGUGGGUUUGCGCAGAUGGCCAUGUGUAGUAUUCCAGAACUCUUGCCAAACAAAUUUCGACAUAUUGGUAUAUGUCUCUCUGAUGGCUUCGUAUUUCUCAUUGUUAUUAUUGGUCCUAUCGUUGGAAGAUACGCGAUCGAUGUCGGCGCAUGGCGAUAUGUUUAUUGGGCAGGUCUUGUCGCACAGUUCCUCUCUUUUACUGCGCUCUUCAUCUUCUACAAACCGCCCAAGCAUCCGAAAGGCGUCCCAUGGCAUGAAGCAAUCAAGGGCCUUGACUAUGUCGGUACUGCUCUCAUCGUUCCAGGCAUUUGUCUCGCGCUAGUAGGCAUAAUCCAAACGACAUAUAAACCAAGCUCGGAUGUCACAGUAAUCGCGCCCAUGGUCGUUGGCUUCAUUAUGAUCGUUGCAUUCGGCGUCUGGGAAACAGUAUCGAAUACCAGAUUCAAGCUGUGCCCACCGCAUCUGUUCCGGAGCCACAAGGGACGAGAGUUUACGGCACCCUUUAUCGUGGCUUUUAUUGUCACAAUGUUCUACUAUUCCGUCAACAUAAUCUGGCCUACGAUGGUGAACGUCUUCUACCUUAAACCAGAUACCUCCCGCAGAACCGAGCUACUCCUCACUUUACCACCCAACGUCGGUCUUGUCUUCGGCUCCAUGUGUUUGAUAGCCUUUGGCAAUUUGUUGGGACACUGGAAGCUCACUUUGAUAAUAACCUGGACGGGCAUGGUGUUUUUUGGAGCCUUAAUGGGUCUAGUUACGCCGUUCAACCAAGGUCUGAUGAUCGCAUUCUGCUGCAUCAACGCGAGCUUCUUCGGCUGGGCUCAGUAUGAGUCUAUCGCAUUCACCCAACUCGGUGUACCGCAACAAGACCUAGGUUUCUCAGGAGGUCUUGCCGGUAUGGCUCGCUAUGCCGGUGGCUCUCUUGCUCAAGCGAUUUAUACCACGAUCCUGACAAACGCACAAAGCACACGGGCUGCUGCUACCGUACCUGCUGCAGCCAUCGCAGAAGGCAUGUCUUCAGAAAAUGCGCAGGCUUUAUUUGCAGCCGUUCCACUCGGAGCUGCCGCUAUCGCGGAGGUACCCGGAACGAGCAUGGAGGCAAUCAGUGCUGCUUCACUAGCGUACCAGUGGAGUUACGCACAUGCGCUGAAGAUUGUGGCGUUAAGUAGUUUGAGUUUUGGCAUAGUGGGGUUGCUCUGUGCCUUUUGGUGCGAGGAUUUGACGCCGAAGAUGACGGACAAGGUGGAGGUAUUCCUGGAGAACGAUGUAUACGCUGAUAAGAAUGAAUUUCACUGA